UUUAACCUUAUCGGCAUAGAAAUAAGAGCAAUAAUGCCCAUUUAGCAGCAUGUUUUUGCGUCAUUGUCUGUAUUAAAAAGGUACUCUGUGGUCUGUUCAGUAUUACACGUUUGUUGAGCGACGCGACGUUGUCGCUGUGUUUUAUUCUUUCCGUCUCGCACACAGCGGCGUGACUAGUUGCUUUUCACUCGCACACUGAGUAGUGCGGGGGGCGCGCGCUCUUUCAGAGCGGCAACGUUGAGCAGUCAAUACACCCAGUAAAAGCAUGCUAUUGUGAAUAAAUAGACGCAUGCUUUUCGUGAUUUUUACAGCAAUAAUAAAAUUGAAAAAAUGUCUCGUUGGUGUCGAUGGACAGAAUUAGAUACGUCCAAUCUUGUAGAAUUAUAUAAAUCUUUCCCCUUGCUUUGGGAUGCCCGUCAUAAACAUUACAAGGACCCGACAGCAAGAAAAAUGGCUUACGAGAAGAUAUUAGAAUUUUUAAAAAACCCAAAUCUAUCAAUAACAGAUAUAAAGAUUAAAAUAAAGAAUUUGAGGUCAUCUUAUUAUAAUGAGCUUAGAAAAAUUGACAAAUGCCAAGCCAGUGGACAAUUUUACACGUCUAGCCAGGUCACUAGGUCUUGGUUUAGUAAGUUCAAAGAGAUUAUGGAGCAAGUUCAAAAAAAUGAAGAGGAAGGUGUAGAUGAAUCUGAGAGUGAAGAGGAAGCAGUAGACAGUAUCGACGAGAGCAUUGCUGAUAAUGACGGUGACGCGUAUGUAGUUUCCAUCAAACAAGAAUAUUUAGAUGAGCUUGAAAAUCAAAACUUAAAAGAAAUGGCCAGUGUUUCUGAAGGUUAUAUGCCAGCGCCAAAGAAGUUUAAAAGCACCCCAAUAUAUAAGAAGACAGUAAAUGAAAUAAAAACUGAUGAAUUUCAAUUAUUUGCAAACAAUAUGGCGGAGCAACUUCGGGCAUUACCGUUAACUAAAGCCUUACAAAUACAAGUUGAACUUCAAACUCUUGUCGCGAAAGAACGUAUCAAUUUAUAUAGAAUUAAACAAGAAAAUACUACAGAACAAACAGAGUAAGUGUUAGUUUUUUAGUUUGUAACGAGUUCAUUUAUUGAAUGAUUUAAUUAGCAUUUCUCAUAAAUAAUUGUUUUAAUGAAUAUAAUAAGAUUGAGAUAUUAUAAUGAUAUAUAAUUUUAAUAAAAUAUUUUUUCACAUAA
This is a messenger RNA of Galleria mellonella (greater wax moth), 1202 nucleotides long. RefSeq lists its product as uncharacterized. NCBI's taxonomy places the organism in Eukaryota, Metazoa, Arthropoda, Insecta, Lepidoptera, Pyralidae. The record is from RefSeq and is a predicted model, not a curated record. The transcript has 2 exons. The coding region runs from base 331 to 1062 and encodes 243 amino acids.